Microtus ochrogaster (prairie vole) is the source of this 3173-nucleotide messenger RNA. RefSeq names its product kelch like family member 8 (gene Klhl8). The record is from RefSeq and is a predicted model, not a curated record. The transcript has 7 exons. The coding region runs from base 144 to 1748 and encodes 534 amino acids. NCBI's taxonomy places the organism in Eukaryota, Metazoa, Chordata, Mammalia, Rodentia, Cricetidae. Gene Ontology annotation, molecular function: protein binding.
AAAACUAUGAUGACAAUUGAAGGAACUUUGAAAGAUGUCUGAAGUUUAGUGGCUACAUCUGCCUUCUGUCUUCUCACCCCUAAAAGGGAAAAAGGAAUAAAUGGGAUGUUUCAGAACAGAGCUGCAUAAAAAGAGCUUUGCAAAUGGCUUCAGAAUCUACCAAUGGGAAACCAGCUAGGAGUCACGUGACAAAGGGGAGGCGCCAGCACCAGCCAGCGAGGAGCAGGUCCUCUGUCAGCGAGUGCGAUGGCGAUGACUCCUUCACCUUUGAAGCCAACGAGGCUUGGAAAGACUUCCAUAGCUCUCUCCUCCGGUUCUACGAGAACGGGGAGCUCUGUGACGUCACUCUAAAGGUUGGCUCGAAGCUGAUCUCCUGUCACAAACUGGUGCUGGCUUGCGUCAUUCCCUACUUCAGAGCCAUGUUCCUUUCCGAAAUGGCUGAAGCCAAGCAGGCGCUGAUCGAGAUUCGGGACUUCGACGGCGAUGCGGUGGAAGACCUGGUGAAGUUUGUGUACUCCUCCCGGCUCACUCUGACGGUGGACAAUGUCCAGCCGCUCCUGUAUGCGGCGUGCAUCCUGCAGGUUGAACUGGUGGCCAGGGCUUGCUGCGAAUACAUGAAGCUGCAUUUUCACCCCUCCAACUGCCUGGCAGUACGAGCCUUCGCCGAGAGCCACAACCGGAUCGACCUCAUGGACAUGGCGGACCAGUACGCCUGCGAGCACUUCACUGAAGUGGUGGGGUGCGAAGACUUUGUGAGCGUGUCACCCCAGCACCUCCACAAGCUGCUGUCCUCCAGCGAUCUCAACAUCGACAGCGAAAAGCAGGUCUACAGUGCGGCCAUCAAGUGGCUCCUAGCCAAUCCCCAGCACCAUUCCAAGUGGCUGGACGAGACCCUCGCACAGGUUCGUCUGCCGUUGCUGCCGGUUGAUUUUCUCAUGGGUGUGGUGGCAAAAGAACAGAUUGUCAAGCAGAACCUAAAGUGUAGAGAUCUCCUGGAUGAAGCAAGAAACUACCACCUUCAUUUGAGCAGCAAACCCGUCCCUGACUUUGAGUACACGGUCCGCACUACCCCAAGGAAGCAUACGGCCGGUCAGCGAGGAAUUGCUUUGGCCUCCUUGGGGGGCCCGAUAUAUGCAAUCGGAGGGUUAGAUGACAAUACUUGCUUCAGUGAUGUGGAGAGAUAUGACAUUGAAUCUGACCAGUGGAGCGCAGUGGCACCAAUGAACACUCCCCGUGGAGGCGUUGGCUCUGUGGCUUUAGUAAACCAUGUUUAUGCAGUGGGCGGCAAUGAUGGAGUGGCCUCCUUGUCCAGUGUGGAAAGGUACCACCCUCACCUGGAUAAGUGGAUAGAAGUCAAAGAGAUGGGCCAGCGGAGAGCCGGCAAUGGUGUUAGUGAACUCCACGGUUGUUUAUAUGUUGUUGGUGGUUUUGAUGAUAACUCGCCCUUGAGUUCAGUUGAGCGGUACGACCCUCGAAGCAACAAGUGGGAUUACGUGGCAGCACUUACAACUCCCAGAGGUGGAGUAGGGAUCGCCACGGUGAUGGGCAAAAUCUUCGCCGUUGGCGGCCACAAUGGCAAUGCGUACCUCAACACAGUGGAAGCCUUCGAUCCCGUGCUGAAUAAGUGGGAGCUGGUUGGACCUGUGUCUCACUGCAGAGCUGGUGCCGGUGUAGCCGUGUGUGACUGCUUAACUAGCCAGAUCCGAGACGUCGGCCAUGGGUCCACUAAUGUGGUUGACUGUAUGUGACUUAGGUCCCAGCAGCAGCAGCAAUGCAAUCACAGCGGAUGAAUGGGACGACAGCCAGCAUUUUCUGUGGCCCCUUUGUGACUGCAGCUACUCUCCUGUUGAAUACCAGCUGUUGUGAGUACUCUCACCUUGUGGCCCUACGAGGUUAAGUGUGGUAUUUCCUGCUCUAGCAAAUAGCAAAGGAGGCAGGAAGCAGUCUAUCUCCGAACCCGUACUUGUUCUGAGAAGUGUUUCAUGUAGUGCCAAACCUUAAAAUAGCUCUUUAUUUUGAUGAAUAAAAUGUAAUUUAUUGAGUUGUAUCUGUUCUUUCUCCUGAAGAUACUAACUGCAAGCAGUAGAUUUUUCGCAGGGGAGAAUUAAGUCUGCUCACAAACAUGAGGACUUGAGGCCUGCUCCCUUGAGGGUCAUUCUACAUGGUGCUGAUGAAUUUAUGUUUUGCUUUUUGUCUGUAGGUGGUGAUGUUCAGUUCUUGGGUAUUUACAAAGUAGGGAAAUGUGUGUUUCUGAGGCACUCUUGAAACCGUCCUAGUGUCUGUAAGAAGCCUUUUGUUUCUGUUUGGAGUUUUAGAACUACAGGCGCCCAUGCUGGCUCCUCACCCACCAAGAGCACUGCUCAUGGUUAGGGCUAUUGUGUUUAUUUUUCCCAUCUCAUGCAAAAUGUGCAACUGGGAAUGUCUUACUUAGUGACAGCUCUGGAUUGGCUCAGUCCAUUGCCCAGGGCAGAGAUGUGGAGAUGAACUGUUUGCAGCAUGUGACCCUAGGAAGGAAAACCAAGGUUCCUUUAGCUUUGUUCCUUGGUUUAGUCAUUGGAUUUGGGACCCAGGAUCCAUUUUCUUAUUUUGUUAUUUGUCACUGUCUUGGUUUUGAUAAUGUACAAAACUGAAUUUAUUUAUUAUCAGGAAAUGAAUGCAUUUUUCAAAAGCCCUUUAUGCAGUAUAGUUUGAUGACUAGUUCAAGUUUGUCAUUAAUCAAUAAAAUAUAUUGUUGAUAAAAACAGAGAAAAUGAAAACUACCAGUUCCUUUUCAUUAUUUAAUGUCCUGCAGUGUAUUUAUUGGAACCUAACUGAAUAUUUCUGCAACUAAUCUGAAGCCCAGCAUAUUGAUAAUCCCACUGUGAUAUAACAGCCCUUUAUUGUUUGUAUGUGUAUAUUGUUUUUAUGUAUGUAUGUGUGGUACACUGUGCACGUGUGUUCACAUUCAUGUGUGGGUACAGGAUUAACAUCAAAGACUAAGACUUUCUAGAUUGCCGUCAUCUUACUCACUGGGGUAGACUCUCUCAGUUGAACUCAGAGUUCAUUUAUCCAUCUAGCUUGUCCAGGGCAUCCCCUUCCCUAUUUCCAGAGUGCAGCUCACUUCACCUACCUGGCAUUCACGUGGAUUCCAGCCAUCUGACCUCUGGCCCAGAGCCUCCCAGACAGAUCACACA